CCUCUGAGUCCCGGGCUGGUUUUAAUGGACUGCCGGUAACCAACAUCGACCCAGAGUAGGUGAACGUGUGUUGGCGUAGACUGGACAGUGCUGACCAUCAGAACACAUGGGGGAGACGGAGGAUGAGCGUACGGCGCAGGCCAGCCAGCUCUUUGAGAACUUUGUCCAGGCGUCCACCUGUAAAGGGACCCUGCAGGCCUUCAGUACCCUCUGCAGACAGCUGGACCUGGACCCUCUGGACUACAGCAACUUCUACAGCUGUCUGAAGGCCACCGUCUGCCACUGGAAGGUCAAGGCUCUGUGGACUAAACUGGACAAACGGGCCCAGCAGAAGGUCUACAACCAGAACAAAGCCUGCCAGGGUACCAGGUGUCUGAUCAUCGGCGGGGGUCCCUGUGGUCUGCGAACAGCCAUCGAACUGGCGCUGCUGGGCUGUAAGGUGGUGGUCAUAGAGAAGAGAGACACCUUCUCCAGGAACAAUGUGCUCCACCUGUGGCCCUUCACCAUCCACGACCUCAGGGGCCUCGGAGCCAAGAAGUUCUACGGCAAGUUCUGCGCCGGUUCCAUCGACCACAUCAGUAUCCGUCAGCUCCAGUUGAUGCUCCUGAAAGUGAGUUUGAUUUUGGGAAUAGAGAUUCACGUCAAUGUGGAGUUUGUCAAAGUCGUGGAGCCUCCAGAGGAGCAGACUGAUGACAGUCCUGGGUGGCGAGCAGAGGUCCGACCAUCCACCCAUAUCGUUUCUGACUUCGACUUUGACGUGGUGAUUGGAGCCGACGGACGAAAAAACACUUUAGAUGGUUUUGCCCGCAAGGAGUUCCGAGGAAAGUUGGCCAUCGCCAUUACCGCUAACUUUGUCAACAGAAACACAACAGCAGAGGCUAAAGUGGAAGAGAUCAGCGGCGUAGCCUUCAUCUUCAACCAGAAGUUUUUCCUUGAACUUAAAGAGGACACGGGAAUCGACUUGGAGAACAUAGUGUACUACAAAGACAACACCCACUACUUCGUCAUGACGGCCAAGAAACGUCUGCUGGACAAAGGGGUCAUCUUAAAUGACUACAUAGAAACCGAGCGUCUGCUGAGCGCCGACAACGUCAACCAGGAGGCCUUGCUGUCCUAUGCCCGAGAGGCUGCAGACUUUGGAACCAACUACCAGCUGCCGUCUCUGGACUACGCCAUCAACCACUACGGACAGCCGGAUGUGGCCAUGUUCGACUUCACCAGCAUGUACGCAUCGGAGAACGCCGCCCUGAUCAGGGAGAAACACGGACAUCAGCUGCUGGUGGCGCUGGUUGGAGAUAGUCUGUUAGAGCCCUUCUGGCCCAUGGGGACGGGCUGCGCUCGAGGGUUUCUGGCGGCCUUCGACACUGCAUGGAUGGUGAGGGGGUGGGCACAGGGGAGGACGCGCUGGAGAUACUGGCUGAAAGGGAGAGUAUCUACCGACUGCUGCCUCAGACCACCACGGAGAACAUCAGCAAAAACUUUGAGCAGUACAGCAUCGACCCGUCCACUCGAUACCCCAACCUCAACUCCAGCUGCGUCCGUCCACACCAGGUGCGUCAUCUGUUCAUCGAUGGCAAUGAAGACUCCCAUCACGUGGGUAGAGGAGGGCCAACACGACUAUCUGUCAACCUGUCCAGACGAGAAUCCGAGGUGCGCCCCGGUCGCCUCCUGACCUGGUGUCAGAAACAGACCCAGGGCUACAGAGGGGUGGACGUCACCAACCUCACCUCCUCCUGGAGAAACGGCCUGGCCCUCUGCGCACUCAUCCACCGCCAGAGGCCCGA
Messenger RNA from Sphaeramia orbicularis (orbiculate cardinalfish), 1784 nucleotides. Its product is annotated as protein-methionine sulfoxide oxidase mical2b-like. The record is from RefSeq and is a predicted model, not a curated record. Gene Ontology annotation, molecular function: FAD binding. Lineage: Eukaryota; Metazoa; Chordata; Actinopteri; Kurtiformes; Apogonidae.